AUGCAGAUCAAGUAUAUCCCUCCCCGAACCAUAAACCUCAUCGCCGUCUUCCAGUUCCUAAUCAAACACGAACCAGAGUCCGUACCCUCACCGGCAAAGAGAUCGAACUCGAUAUCGAGCCCGACUACAAGGUAUACAACUCCUCACUCCUCACAACAGCUAGCGGUAACCCAUCUGACUCUAAGUUUGUGGUGGGAAUUAGGUUCAAAAAAUAAAAGAGCGCGUCGAAGAGAAGGAAGGUAUCCCUCCGCAACAGCAACGUCUCAUCUUCGGUGGGAAGCAAAUGAACGACGAGAAGACGGCGGCGGAGUACAAUCUGGAAGGAGGUGCGACGCUGCAUUUGGUUCUUGCGCUGCGUGGUGGGCGGUCAUGA
Molecule: messenger RNA, 373 nt
Organism: Lecanosticta acicola
Lineage: Eukaryota; Fungi; Ascomycota; Dothideomycetes; Mycosphaerellales; Mycosphaerellaceae
Source: the annotation of a GenBank genome assembly